Molecule: messenger RNA, 958 nt
Organism: Eucalyptus grandis
Lineage: Eukaryota; Viridiplantae; Streptophyta; Magnoliopsida; Myrtales; Myrtaceae
Product: cytochrome c-type biogenesis CcmH-like mitochondrial protein
Exons: 4
Coding region: 194-673 (159 amino acids)
Source: RefSeq, a predicted model, not a curated record
ACAAAAAGCAGCUCUCUCUCUCUCUCUCUCUAUACCCAAGUUUCCGGGAGGGAGAAAGAGAGUUUAUAAACACCGAUCACCGUCGCAAGUCGCAAACUCUUCAGGCAUAAUCACCGUUUACUCCACACGUCGUGAGGCGACAGCCACAUCAUCAUCAUCUCGCGAUCCAUCAAUCACUCGAAGUGAAUUGAAGAUGGAGGGUGAGGAUGAGGAAGUGAAGGAGAGACGCGUGAUUGAAGCCAGGGCGAGGAACAUCAGUCAUAAUGUGCGCUGCACCGAGUGCGGCAGCCAGUCGAUCGAAGAUUCUCAAGCUGAUAUUGCUAUUUUAUUGAGAAAGUUGAUUCGCGAUGAGAUCCAAUCUGGCAAAACUGACAAAGAGAUUUUUAAGAAGCUUGAGGAGGAUUUUGGAGAGACAGUUCUUUACGCCCCAAAGUUUGAUAUGCAGACUGCAGCCUUGUGGCUGUCACCGCUACUAAUGGCAGGUGCUGCUGCUGGCGUAUGGGCUUACAAUAAGCACAGGCAAAGGACAAACGUUCACAUCAUGGCUCUAAACCUUGUUAGAGGAGUACCACUGACACCAAAUGAGAAGGAAACCAUGCUUGAUCUUCUCACACCACCUCCCUCUCCACGAGGAGCUCCAUCCUCGUGGUGGAAGAGGUGGCUUGGCCAAUGAUUUGUAUCAUCCCGCUUUUGAAUGUCACCUUUGCAAUGGUAGUAUGUUUACAUUCUCAUGGGAAGUACAUUCUCAUGGGAAGUCUAUUUUAGAUUCUUUCUUGUUCAAAGAUGAAAGUUCUACUAUAAUUGAAUGUGUUUUCUCGAAUUAUUAGUUAGAGGGCUUUUGAUAAUUUUGUGAGAGAAGUGGAUGAUGCACGAAAGUAGUUUGUUCAAGCCUUAGUAUAGUUUUGUGGAUGCAAUAAAUGAUCCUCCAUAGUUGAAGUGUUUUACCUUUCCAGAGGAA